Messenger RNA from Punctularia strigosozonata HHB-11173 SS5, 2347 nucleotides. RefSeq lists its product as uncharacterized. The record is from RefSeq and is a predicted model, not a curated record. Bases 28 to 2217 code for a protein of 729 amino acids. The transcript is spliced from 8 exons. Lineage: Eukaryota; Fungi; Basidiomycota; Agaricomycetes; Corticiales; Punctulariaceae.
GGCGCUCACCCUUGGCUAUAUAUCAAUAUGGCUCCCAAGAACAAAAAUCAACAUAAGCGUCAGCAAGGCCGAUCUCACAAGCCACAGUCCCAGCCAGUAGCGAAAGCCUUUCCGAACUCGGCGACGCAGGAAGCGUUCUCCCAAAAAAUUGACGACGCUGGCGAGAACUGGGAGGACGUUGUCUCGCUUCUGUGCGAGUACUUGGAGAUCCCGACAUUGACGAAGAGAAAGGGGUUGAAGCAGAUCCACGCCCGUUUCGACUCGGUAUACGAACGUCUAGAUGCGGCAUACAAGAUGUUCCAGGAGCAAGAGAACGAGAUGGUGAUGGGCGGUAUCAUUGGGAUCUUUGCGAAGAUGUGCACAGAUGCUCUUCUUCGCGACAAACUGUUCAAGAAAGGUGUACUGUCCAAGCUCGUGCCUCUCCUCGACUCCGAAACGUGCCGGCAUCUCGCCUUGCGGUCGCUGGCGACCAUGACCCAUCAUGCGGGUGUCGACGCGCGAGUUCAGAUUGCCUGCUAUACACGAAAACUCCUCAAACUCAUGAAGGAUCGGCCGGAUGACUACACGACUCAAGAAUUGAGCGUCGUGGUCAUCGGCCAUGCCGUCUCGGCCGUGAUCUAUGACGGAGACAAGUCGCCCGAUCUUAAAGCGCUCAAAGACUUCAAUCUGACUGAAACAAUACAAACCAUGCUCGAAUCCGCGAAGAAACCCGGAGGCUCGGCAUAUCUGAUCGGUCACGCGCUGCACCUCGUAGAAAGCGCCACGUACAACUGCCCGGAGGAAUACGAUAAGAACCCCUCCGCUACGAAGUUCCUCGUCGCGUUCCUUCGGAGCGACGAUCUUAGUAUCAGAGCUUCGGUCCUUGGAGCUCUGCUCCGCCUUCAUGCCAAGAAGAAUGAGUAUGAUCGGACCCAGUACGAUCCUCAGAAGAUCAUGGCUGCUGUGUCCUCCGGCAAAUGGCCUCCGCACGUCAACGAUGCGAUGAUGGACUACGGGCCGAUGAGGUGCGAUGUGUUCGUGAUGCUCAAGACCAUGAACGAGUUUCAACGCACUAUGAUCAACGUCGUUCAAACUCACGACUUCUACAACCUCGGAAAGACACUGGCAGAAUUCAUCACCCGGACAGAGUUCUCGGUCGCUGAGGGGAGAUUCGAAGCUCAGAAUGCCAGCACCGGCGAAUGGGAGAAGGAUGGAAGCGUCGGUCUUCCGUUCACCUUAUGGUCCGAAGCUUUGCCUCACGCCGCCAAGGUCAUCAAGGAGAAGGGAAAGGCAGACGAGGCGUAUAUGGCGGACAUCCUCGAACUCAAGUUCCUCGUCAUGCGGCAACGCGUCCACGACGCGAUUCCGAAAGCUCAUACCGCCAUCCUCCGCAAUCCGGACGUGGCUUACUUCUACUAUGUGGUCAGCCUCACCGCGGAUCACGAAGUCGGCCUCCGCUACGCUAAGAAGGGCCUGCGCUGCAAGAAGGGGUUGACGCCGUUCGUCAAAACCGCACUUCUAAAUAGGAGCGUCGAACACGCCGGCGAUCUCGGGAUCACGGCGCUCUUGGAGUCGCACAUACAUGGCCACAAGUGGGAGGAAGGGAUCGCCUUCCUCAUGAGCGCAUGGGAGGACGCCAAAGUGUAUAUGACGGAAGCGCCGCCGGAUGCAAGGAACAUGAAGACCGUGAUCAACUGGUAUAUCGUCCUGACGCUCGCAAUAAAGGGAAAGGAGGUGAACCCGGACCUGGGAGACUUGAGGGAUGCAUUCGAUAAACUGCGUGUCAGCGAGGACGUGGCUAUGUUCCUGGGGGCUCCGCUGUUCAACACCCAGUUGCGCCUCACGCGCACCACGGUGGUCAAAGACUAUGUUGCGGCCCAAAAGGAGUGGGGUGAAGUCGUGGGGCACUUUGACGAGGUCUCGGAGAAGGAUGCCGGCGCGCGCGAACGGGAGAGCAUUGAUCCGGAAAAGGCGACAAAUGACUUGGCGUCGUGGCUCAACGAACUACAAGUCGACGACGAGGGCGACGACGAUGACACGCACUCACAUGUGCACGAACCUUGCGAACCGCCUCGCAGGGUGACGACCAACUCGGUGUCACUAUAUCGAUGCAGUUACUGCGGAAAUCCGAGCGCCGCGCUCAAAAAAUGCGGCGGAUGUGGUAACACCAGUUACUGCGAUGCUUCGUGCCAGAAGAAUCAUUGGAAAGCUCACAAAAAUCAGUGUCAGAAGUCAUGAUACGGCAAUGGCGUUGGCGUCUGCCGUCAUAUUUUUUAAGAGCGGAGGUCCUUGAGAAGAUAUAACUCACACGUGUAUGAUUGGCAUGGUGUCGCACAACCUGUAGAUAUGAAAUCACAUUCCCUGCAAC